This is a messenger RNA of Apus apus (common swift), 3277 nucleotides long. RefSeq names its product thymine DNA glycosylase (gene TDG). Bases 21 to 1247 code for a protein of 408 amino acids. Lineage: Eukaryota; Metazoa; Chordata; Aves; Apodiformes; Apodidae. The record is from RefSeq and is a predicted model, not a curated record. Gene Ontology annotation, cellular component: nucleus. The transcript is spliced from 10 exons. Gene Ontology annotation, molecular function: mismatch base pair DNA N-glycosylase activity. Gene Ontology annotation, biological process: base-excision repair, AP site formation.
AGGGAGGCCCCGCGGCGGGCAUGGAGGCCGCGGAGCUGGGCAGAUACUACGCAUAUCUGCAGCAAGCACAAGCUUUUUACACGUUUCCAUUCCACCAAAUGAUGACUGCAGCGCCUAACAUGGAAAUCAUGUCGGAGCAGCCAACUCCAGAGGGCGUUCCAGAGCCAAACAUUGCUCAGGAGCCUCCGAAAGAAGUUAAAAGAGGAGGAAGGAAAAGAAAAGCCAAAGCAACUGAGCCAAAGCAACCCAAAAAGCCUGCUGCUAAGAAAGAAAAAACAACUAAGUCAAAAGGCAAACAAGAAAAGAUCACAGAUACUUUUAAAGUCAAAAGAAAAGUGGACCGUUUUAAUGGUGUAUCUGAAGCUGAACUUCUGACCAAAACUUUACCUGAUAUUUUGACCUUUGAUCUGGACAUUGUAAUAAUUGGCAUAAACCCUGGCUUGAUGGCAGCUUACAAAGGACAUCAUUACCCUGGACCUGGAAACCAUUUUUGGAAGUGUCUGUUCAUGUCUGGUCUAAGUAAUGAACAGCUGAACCAUAUGGAUGACCACACCUUGCCACAUAAAUAUGGAAUUGGAUUUACAAAUAUGGUUGAAAGGACAACACCUGGAAGCAAAGACCUCUCCAGCAAGGAGUUUCGGGAAGGAGGGCGAAUCCUGAUGCAGAAGUUGCAAAAGUAUAAACCUCGUAUAGCAGUUUUCAAUGGAAAAUGUAUUUAUGAAAUUUUUAGUAAAGAAGUUUUUGGAGUAAAAGUUAAGAAUUUGGAAUUUGGACUACAGCCACACAAGGUGCCAGACACAGAAACUCUCUGCUAUGUUAUGCCAUCAUCCAGCGCAAGAUGUGCUCAGUUUCCUCGUGCACAAGAUAAAGUUCAUUAUUACAUAAAGCUGAAAGACUUAAGGGAUCAACUGAAAGGCAUUGCACCAAACACAGAGGUGCAGGAGGUGCAGUACACAUUUGACUUGAAACUUGCACAAGAGGAUGCUAAGAAGAUGGCUGUCAAAGAAGAAAAAUACGACCCGGGUUACGAAGCAGCGUACGGAGGAGCUUAUUGUGAUCGUGCGCCCUACGAAAGCGAUCAGUGCAAUUUCUCUUCCAAUGGAACUGCAGCAAGCAAUCCGCAGUACUGUGAGGGGUCCUCUUUCGGUGACAUUCCUAACGGACACUGGAUGACACAGUCCUUCGCAGACCAGAUUCCAGAGUUCAGGGCUGGGGCGCCACAGGAAGAAGAGGGAAGCAGUGCCUGAGAGCUGUUUCUUCUCGGCUACGCCUACAUGCUGCAGUUUUAAUGCAGUGAUCAAGAUUGGUACCUCGGUUCUCCAACUGAAGCAUUUUAAUAGUAUUUUAUCUCCCCUAGCUAUUUUAUUAUAGUCCAAAGUAAGUGUGUGGUAGGCUUAAAUCAAUGAACUAGAUAAUUUUAAGGAACUGUCCAAACUUUUUUUUAAAAAGUUAGCCCGUUUUUGUAUAUGAGUUUUAUAUUUAAUGUGUACCAUUUCUUGCAGUUUUUGACAAAUUGCUUUCUCAUUUGUGAAGAUUUAUUUGGGGCGUUAAUUUUAUUCCAUAAAUCAUACUGCAGUAGUAAUGGCAGCAGUAUGCUUCUUACUGAUGCCUCAGUAUUUGGAUAUCUCCUCAUUCCUUUAUAUCCAGAGGGGGAAAUGAGAAGUGUACCCAUAUCUUAUGUGAAGUAGUGUUUUUAAUCAUGCACAGUUAAGCAAAUUGUGCUUUUCAAGUCUGCCUUUUACCUUCUUAAAAAGUGCAGAAAGUUGUGUUCUGCAGCUGCGAGUACUGACUAUUUUCUGGGUGGGAAGAGAGAGCUCUGUCUGUUUCAUGGUUGGACCACAUUCAGGGUUAAGGGAGCGGAGGCUUCAUUUCAAGUCACAACACCAGGGAAGAAAAUCUGUGUCACACAGGACAGGGGCUAAAUAUUUUAUCUGAGCUGUCUUGAGGUCCAUCUCUUUCCACCUUAAAUUUUAAUGUAAAAAAACUGGAAUUCCUUAAGGAAACAAACAAACAAAAACCAACAACAGAGAUUCUUGAAUUUAAACUGUGGGUCAUUUCUGUGUGGUUAGUCUCUUCACCUGACCUUCACCAGGAGACAACCCCUUUGAACAGAUUACAUUGCAGGGAAUUGAAAGACCAUAUUCCCUGUAAAAACCACGUACAGCAGUGUUGUUUAUAUCAGGUACAGUUAGCAAGAGGGUGAAAGCAGUUUGCAUGGAACUGUUUUUAACACUGGGUUUCUCUUCAGUCUUUUAGACCUUGGAGAGUGUUCUCUAUAUUCUUCUUAGAAGUGAAAAAUACUAAGUUAAAUGAGAGCAGCUGUUCUAUUAAUAAAUUUUCAGCUGCAGAAACAAUAGCUCUGUUCUGAGGAACUUGCUUACACAAUACACAUUUUUGGCCAACAUUAGUGACUGAGAAAGAAAUAAAAUUCCAUGCUUGUGCCUAACCAUCAUCAUCUUUCCCUCAUCAUGUGAGGAAGAGAUGCAGUAAAAGCAAUAAGCUGAAUACAACAUUAGAAGUUUUGAUGACAGUAGGUGCUUCAUAUACUUGAAAAAUAGAUACAAACAGUAUCUCCACAAUCCACACUGGUCAGAAAUUCCUCUACCAGUAUGUUUUACCCUUUCCUCACAGCCAGGGACAGUUGUCAUGCAUUGAGUGUAACUAAUUAUUGUAGAUUCAAAUCCUGCUGUAAUAGCUCUCACUGAGAUCACACACUGUCAACCUGGUGUGAAGCAGGCACGAUGUUUACAGUUUCCUUCCCAAAUUAUGUGGCUUAAUUCAGAGCAUCUUAAAGCGAGACAGCGUGCAUUAUGAUUCUGAUUGUGUUUAUUAGCUUCAGCAUAAAGCUGUUCAGUAUAAUGUCAAAAUGGUAUAGGACUUGUCUGUUAUUUAAAGUGUACUGUAUCAUGUAUUGCUGUUUACAUGGAUGUUUUCCUGCAGGUGCUCAAAGUAUCUUGCAUCAGGGAUUUGUUACAAUUCAAUUUUAUUUUUCAGCAAAACUAGAAGCAUGUAAUUAGCACUCCUGAGUAUGUAGCACAGUAGGAUGGAACUACUGCAAGGCUAUCCCAUGUGAUUGGAAGAGAAAGGUCUCUUUUUAAGGGAGUCACCUAUAGGGCAUCUAGGUAUAAAAUACUGUAAAGCGUACAUGACCGUUUCACUAAAUAUUGCAAUUCUGUGUGUACUCCCUCCGAACUGGUGCUCUUUUCAUUACAGUAAUACAGAAGUUCUUAACCUGUCUUAAAUCUAUCAAUGUUUCACAAUAAAAUCAGGAAUUGUA